AUGAAAAUUAUUGACUAUUUUGUUAUUAAAACAUACAUAACGUCAAGUGUGAGUGUGGCAAGUGUGAGUGUGGCAAGUGUGGCAAGUGUGGCAAGUGUGAGUGUGGCAAGUGUGAGUGUGGCAAGUGUGAGUGUGGCAAGUGUGGGCAAGUGUGAGUGUGGCAAGUGUGAGUGUGGCAAGUGUGAGUGUGGCAAGUGUGAGUGUGGCAAGUGUGGCAAGUGUGAGUGUGGCAAGUGUGAGUGUGGCAAGUGUGAGUGUGGCAAGUGUGAGUGUGGCAAGUGUGGCAAGUGUGAGUGUGGCAAGUGUGAGUGUGGCAAGUGUGAGUGUGGCAAGUGUGGCAAGUGUGAGUGUGGCAAGUGUGGCAAGUGUGAGUGUGGCAAGUGUGAGUGUGGCAAGUGUGAGUGUGGCAAGUGUGGCAAGUGUGAGUGUGGCAAGUGUGAGUGUGGCAAGUGUGGCAAGUGUGAGUGUGGCAAGUGUGAGUGUGGCAAGUGUGGCAAGUGUGAGUGUGGCAAGUGUGGCAAGUGUGAGUGUGGCAAGUGUGAGUGUGGCAAGUGUGAGUGUGGCAAGUGUGGCAAGUGUGAGUGUGGCAAGUGUGAGUGUGGCAAGUGUGAGUGUGGCAAGUGUGAGUGUGGCAAGUGUGGCAAGUGUGAGUGUGGCAAGUGUGAGUGUGGCAAGUGUGAGUGUGGCAAGUGUGGCAAGUGUGAGUGUGGCAAGUGUGGCAAGUGUGAGUGUGGCAAGUGUGAGUGUGGCAAGUGUGAGUGUGGCAAGUGUGAGUGUGGCAAGUGUGGCAAGUGUGAGUGUGGCAAGUGUGAGUGUGGCAAGUGUGAGUGUGGCAAGUGA
Molecule: messenger RNA, 840 nt
Organism: Pecten maximus
Lineage: Eukaryota; Metazoa; Mollusca; Bivalvia; Pectinida; Pectinidae
Product: keratin-associated protein 5-2-like
Exons: 2
Coding region: 1-840 (279 amino acids)
Source: RefSeq, a predicted model, not a curated record